This is a messenger RNA of Rubroshorea leprosula, 594 nucleotides long. NCBI's taxonomy places the organism in Eukaryota, Viridiplantae, Streptophyta, Magnoliopsida, Malvales, Dipterocarpaceae. The record is from the annotation of a GenBank genome assembly.
AAAAUGCAGUCUGAAAGCUGAAAAACAUGCUCUGGGCAGUCUGUGUAUGUGUUAGGCAGGCCUCUAACUGUUCUCUUCUCUCUGUUUUUGUUCCCUUCGAUGCUGAUAACCUCCUCCAUGAUCUUCUCCAUGAUCUUCGGUACUGUCCUCCAUUUUCGGCACUGUUCCUCCAUGAUCUGGUAAUGGGAUUGCAGAGGCUUCUCCAAAGAACAGGACAUCCAGGGAGAAAAUGGAAUUGUGGGGUUCUUAUGGAAUUGAGGGAUGUGGACGGAAAAGGCAAGAAAGGAAUGACUGGAUGGAGGGUGGGGAAAUGGGAUUGUCUUCUUAUCUUUGAGGAGAGGUUGAAGAUGGUCGAUGGUUUUGAGAAUGUGAGGACUGAUGACGAUACUCCCACUGCUGCUGCUGUUCCUGCCAAUGCAUGAGUCUACUCCUCUGUGGACCCUUUCACUUCGCAAUUUCUUAACAUUUUUUCUUUUCUUUUUUUUUUUCUUUUUUCUUUUUUUAGAUUCUGAUUUUCUUAAUUUUUACAGAGCCAAAUUUAUUCAUGCUAGAAAUUUUGUUUAAUUUUGGCCGUAAGAAAGAGUUUUAAGUUUU